Molecule: messenger RNA, 1482 nt
Organism: Theileria parva strain Muguga
Lineage: Eukaryota; Apicomplexa; Aconoidasida; Piroplasmida; Theileriidae
Product: putative integral membrane protein
Exons: 2
Coding region: 1-1482 (493 amino acids)
Source: RefSeq, a predicted model, not a curated record
AUGAAUAAAAUAACGCUUGCAAAGUUUAUAUUUACUGGUAGUAAAGUAAGUGACGAGCGUGAGGAUAUUUAUGAUAUUCUAAAAUCAGUUGAUGGCAGUGGAAAUGUACAGUAUAAAGUACAGGAAUUACACCAAUGUCAUCCAUCUGUUGACUUUCAUGAUCUGGAAAUUCCCAUUAGUGACAUAGAUAAUGAAGAAUUUGAGUCUCAAACCACCAAUAGCACAGUGGAUAACAUCUCUGUGGUUACAAAUCACCACUUUCCUGAGAGUGGAGAGUAUAAUUCACAAGUUACUAAAGACAGUGGCAGUGUUAACUUUAUAAUUGAGGAUGGACCUGAUGAAUAUCAAAGGAAUAACUGUAUAUUUAACCCAAUCGGUUGUAUGUUCAGCAGUAAAUGUUUUAACCUUAUUCCAACGAACACAAGCGACCAAAGCAAUUUAAUUUAUUCAAGUUAUAUGCCUUUAAACGAAUUUGGCUCAGAAUUCACUAAUAAAACUGAGAAGUUCAUUAAGAGUUUUGUAGCAGGCUUGAACCUUGUUUUGAUGCUAUUUGCCAUGUUCUUACCUCUAUUUUUACAUUUAUUCUGCCAAUUUAGGCUGUAUAAUUAUCUAUGGGAUAUAAAAUCCGGUCCUAAAUCUAACAAAAUGAUUACUAAUAAGGAAAGUGGAGAUAGUAUUCUAAAGCACUUGGCCCAGUUUGAAAACUUUUUCUUUUUUGGAGUUUUAGUUUACUCUGGAAUUCAGCUGAUUGGGUUCCUAAUGACUCAUUUCCAAUACAAAUUAUGCCUUGAAAACUUGUGUCUCACGUCCAUUGAGGAUUCAAGAAGUUUGUUGGAAGAGUUAAGGGAUGAAGCAUUUGAGAGGCUGAAACAGAUUUAUUCCAGUAACAAAAUGCUGGAAAAAUCAAAUUUUAAAAACAGUAAGAUGAGAUUGAUUAAGGAUUUUAGUGAAGUGUCUGGCCAGUUUAACGAGUCAAAGCUAGAAUACGUCUGGAGGAAAAUGAAAGGUCUGAAAAUCAAAAUAUUUUUCCUUAAGAUUUGGGCUCCUUUUGUCAUAAAUUUAAUUUUAUCGGCUUUGCUUUGUUUUAACCUCUACUACAGAAGGAUGAGAAUGAACAAGAGGGUGCCCCUAGGACAUGCCAAAAUAGUCUCAGACUUACAGUGGUACGCUGCUAUUGAGUAUGAAGGAUUUUGGUGGAUUUUUGCAGUGUUCGCACUUAACAUCGCAACUUGGAUGUGCUUGUGUUGGAUUAAUAGAAGUGACAGUUUCUUCAAGGCCCUGGGCAAUGCCGAAGAACUAAUUAACAAAAUUGUAAAAGACCUUACAAAACAAGUUUCAAGGCAAAUUUGGAACAGGGAAAUGAUACAUGAAUCUGAAUAUUGGCCUAAAUAUCAAAAGGUUUCAAGCGAAAUUAAUAUAAACUUAAAUGAAACAAAAAGUUAUCCACAUAUUUGUAAACACAUGCUCAAUGAAAUUACUUAA